Cornus florida is the source of this 3345-nucleotide messenger RNA. RefSeq names its product sulfate transporter 1.3-like. Gene Ontology annotation, biological process: transmembrane transport. The coding region runs from base 887 to 2863 and encodes 658 amino acids. Gene Ontology annotation, molecular function: secondary active sulfate transmembrane transporter activity. The record is from RefSeq and is a predicted model, not a curated record. NCBI's taxonomy places the organism in Eukaryota, Viridiplantae, Streptophyta, Magnoliopsida, Cornales, Cornaceae. The transcript has 15 exons. Gene Ontology annotation, cellular component: membrane.
ACUUGCAGAGAAAAUAUUGUCAUUUUUGUGUGAAGUUUUUUAGAUGCAAAUUUAUCGACCUCGUGUGCACACUAAAUCGUGCAUGGGAUUUAGAAUCGGAAGAAAUUUAGUUUGAAGUUUAAAUUGAAUUUCAUCGAUGCCAAAUCUAGGGCUUCCAUUUUAUGCUUUCAAACAUAACAUUAAAACAUUUUCUUGUUUUGUGGUCUCUGUAGAAUUCAGGUAAAAUCGAACCAUUACCAAUAGUAGAGGUCAUUAACAAGACACUAAACAUGAUUUGGAGUUUCAUACACAAUCUCCCCGGAAAAACGUGUGUUAUGUGGACUCUCCUCUUUCUCCCAAUGCAUAAUGACAUGUUAAAGAUAUUUGAAUGGGAUAUGUGUGACAUACACCUGCACCAAUGUAUGUUCAUGAGUCCAUAACUCCAUAUAAUAUAGCUCAAAACUGAAAAUGCUCUUUCUGAUGGCCACUUUUGAUGGACAAAGUUUCUUUCCACUAUUACUUUGUCGAUUCAGAACACUUGAUCGAUAGCACCAUUACUAGUUCUAGAUUCUCAAUCUUGAACAUUUUAUAAUUAGUUAUAAUAAGGAACACACAACAAAAGAAGUUGAAUAGGAAAUAGGUUGUUUGGCGGCUUAUUUUAUAACUCAUGCACAUACAUGUCACCUGUCCUAUGAAGUCAACACCGCCUCAAACUCUGUUUUGGUCUUGUGCACAACAAUGUUGAAAAGUUUGACCUGUAACUUGUCUGGGAAUGUAUAAAAGCAAGAGCUUCCCAAUCUCCUUCAAUGUUCAAGACGCCUUUGCGCACUUGAAGCAUUAGUCAAUUAACCCUCCUUUCACUUCAUUCCCUUCACGUUGUAGAGGUGAAUUACUAGUCCUUUUUACAAUGGGUGAUCCCACUGAUAAGGGCCUGCAAAUGAAAGAGAUGGACAUUAGAAGCUUGUCAUCCUCUCAACAUCGAACACAAAGUUUUCCUGGAAUUCACAAGGUGGGAGUCCCCCCUAAGCAAAGCCUCUUGAAGGAGUUCACGGCCACUGUGAAGGAAACAUUCUUCGCUGAUGAUCCUCUACGUGCCUUCAAGGAUCAAUCACGGUCUCGAAAAUUCACCCUAGGCAUGCAGACCAUUUUCCCCAUUCUUGAAUGGGGGCGAGGUUAUAAUUUAACAAAAUUUAGAGGGGAUCUCAUUGCAGGACUCACCAUUGCAAGUCUCUGCAUUCCUCAGGAUAUCGGGUAUGCAAAGCUUGCGAAUUUGGCUCCCCAGUAUGGGUUGUACUCCAGCUUUGUUCCACCAUUGAUUUAUGCCUUCAUGGGUAGUUCACGCGAUAUAGCCAUAGGGCCGGUGGCUGUGGUGUCUCUCUUGUUGGGGACUUUGCUUGAGAAUGAGAUUGAUCCCACUACAAAUGCAGCUGAAUAUCGGCGACUUGCAUUUACAGCUACUUUCUUUGCCGGGAUCACCCAGGCCACCCUUGGGUUUUUUAGAUUGGGUUUCUUAAUUGACUUCCUAUCCCAUGCUGCCAUUGUUGGAUUCAUGGGUGGAGCUGCCAUUACAAUCGCUCUCCAACAGCUCAAAGGUUUUCUUGGAAUCACGAAUUUCACAAAGAAAACUGAUAUUGUUUCUGUAAUGAAAUCAGUGUGGGGUUCUGUGCAUCAUGGAUGGAACUGGCAGACUAUAGUAAUUGGAGUGGUCUUUUUGGCAUUUCUUCUAUUUGCGAAAUUCAUUGGAAAGAAGAACAAGAAAUUUUUUUGGGUACCUGCAAUUGCUCCAUUGAUCUCUGUUAUACUGUCCACCUUUUUUGUAUAUAUCACUCGUGCAGACAAGCAAGGUGUUCAAAUUGUGAAGCAUAUAGAGAAAGGAAUUAAUCCUUCAUCAGUGAAUGAAAUAUAUUUCUCUGGAAAAUAUGUUAUAAAAGGUUUUAAGAUUGGUGUCGUGGCUGGUAUGAUAGCAUUAACGGAAGCUGUGGCAAUUGGAAGAACAUUUGCUUCCAUGAAGGAUUAUCAGCUGGACGGAAACAAAGAAAUGGUGGCACUAGGAACAAUGAAUAUUGUUGGCUCGAUGACAUCUUGCUAUGUGGCAACAGGUUCCUUCUCUCGCUCGGCAGUUAAUUACAUGGCUGGCUGCCAAACUGCAGUUUCUAACAUUGUGAUGUCCUUUAUUGUAUUCCUAACCUUAUUAUUCAUCACACCCCUAUUUAAGUAUACCCCAAAUGCCAUUCUUGCUGCCAUCAUUAUAUCUGCAGUCCUUGGCCUAAUCGACUACGAGGCAACAAUUUUGAUAUGGAAGAUAGAUAAAUUUGAUUUUGUUGCCUGCAUGGGAGCCUUUCUUGGUGUGAUUUUUGUCUCUGUUGAGAUAGGUCUCUUGAUUGCGGUUGCAAUAUCCUUUGCUAAAAUCCUCCUACAAGUUACAAGGCCAAGGACAGCUCUUCUUGGGAGGAUUCCCAGGACAACUGUUUACAGGAACAUCCUACAAUAUCCAGAAGCAUCUAAGGUUCCGGGCAUUUUGAUUGUGAGAGUUGAUUCUGCAAUCUACUUUUCUAACUCCAACUAUAUCAAGGAGAGGAUAUUGAGAUGGUUGACUGACGAAGAAGAGCAAUUAAAAGCUGCAUACAAACCUAAUAUUCAAUUUUUGAUUGUUGAGAUGUCACCCGUUACUGAUAUUGACACCAGUGGCAUCCAUGCCUUGGAAGAGUUACACAGGAGUCUCCAAAAGAGAGAUAUUAAGCUUGUUCUGGCAAAUCCAGGGCCAGUGGUGAUUGACAAGCUACACGCAUCUGAUUUUACCAAUGUGAUUGGUGAGGACAAGAUCUUCCUCACUGUGGCAGACGCCGUGCUAACCUGUUCACCGAAAUCGACAGAAGAGGUUUGAGAUGCGAAAUGGAAAAACAAGUAGCCACUGAGAGAGUGAGGCAUAUAGUGUUAGUGUGACAGAGAACAUAUAUAUAAUGUAGGAAAAAAGGAGGGCUUUGGUGUAGUUGAGUAGUAACUGGUGGGAUUGUCAUAAAGGCUGUCAAGUGGAGUGCGGAGUGCUAAUCCACAAGAAAAGGCGCGCACAAGUUCUGAUAAGGUUCUUCCUCAAACUAAACUAUGGCACUUUUUAGUUUCGAUACAACACGAAUGUAACCUCACUGUGUAGUCUGUGGUGACUCGGGAAAAUUCCUACUCAUAUGUGUGUAUCUUUCAGUAGUCUCAUACCCUUGAAGGGGUUUUUGUUUUCCUUGUUCUUGCUUUAUACAUUUUCCUGUUCACCAGAUAAAGGUUUUCCAGAAAGUGUCUGUUCAUUAGGUUGAAUAGACUGUAAUGACUGAUAAAACAAUAUUAAUAUAAAGCGUUACUGUUUUGUCUCCUUUA